AUGCUAAGAAAUAUUCUUUUGCUUUUGCUUUCUCUUACCUACAUCGCGGCCGACCAUGAAAUAGCCUCCAUUCCUAUGAACUUGGCUUUGAUCAACUUUGAUGGAAUGUGCAAGUGUGAACUUGGCUACACUGCACUUGUGUACAAAGGUCAUGGAUGCUGGUGUGGAACAGGAGCCUCUGGCACUCCUGUAGAUGAGGUUGAUACAUGUUGCAAAGCUCGCGCUCUGUGUUAUCGAGCAGCAAGAACGAGUGGAAAAUGUACUUUUAUGGGGCUAUACACGGACAUGUAUAACUGGGAUUGCAUAGAUAGAAUUGCCAUUUGCAAAGGAAAAACCGAGUGUGAGAAGGCACUUUGUGCAUGCGAUACAGCAGCCGUCCGGUGCUGGGCUCGCCAGCCGAAGCCGAAGUCAAAGAAGAAGUGCAACAAAGCCUGA
Cylicostephanus goldi is the source of this 435-nucleotide messenger RNA. The record is from the annotation of a GenBank genome assembly. NCBI's taxonomy places the organism in Eukaryota, Metazoa, Nematoda, Chromadorea, Rhabditida, Strongylidae.